AUGUUUAAACCUUCUAGAAUUCUUUUUCAAGUAGGUCAAACUACUAAGAAAUAUGCUACGAUGUUAAAAGAUCCAUCAGUUAAAUAUAAACCUUUCAAAGGUGUAAAGUUAACUGAUAGAACUUGGCCAAAUAAUUCCAUUACCAAAGCCCCAAGAUGGUUAAGUACUGAUUUAAGAGAUGGUAACCAAUCAUUACCUGAUCCUAUGACUAUCCCAGAAAAGAAAUUAUUCUUCCACAAAUUAUUAGAUAUUGGAUUUAAAGAAAUUGAAGUUUCAUUCCCAUCAGCUUCCCAAACUGAUUUUGAUUUUACUAGAUAUGCCGUUGAAAAUGCUCCUGAAGAUGUUAAUAUUCAAGUUUUGACCCAAUCUAGAGAACAUUUAGUUAGAAGAACUGUUGAAAGUGUUAAAGGUGCUAAAAGAGCAACUAUUCAUACUUAUUUAGCUACAUCUGAUUUAUUCAGAGAUGUAGUAUUUAACAUGUCAAAAGAAGAUGCUAUUGCUAAAGCUAUUGAAACCACUAAAUUAGUUAGAUCUUUAACUAAAGAUGAUCCAAAUAUGCAAGAUACUAUUUGGUCUUAUGAAUUUUCUCCAGAAUGUUUCAGUGAUACUCCAACUGACUUUGCUGUUGAAAUUUGUGAAGCUGUUAAAAAUGCUUGGGAACCAACUGCUGAAAAUCCAAUCAUCUUUAACUUACCUGCUACUGUUGAAGUUGCUUCUCCAAAUGUUUACGCUGAUCAAAUUGAAUAUUUCUGUAAACAUAUCACUGAAAGAGAAAAAGUUUGUGUAAGUGUACAUCCUCAUAAUGAUAGAGGUUGUGGUGUUGCUGCUAGUGAAUUAGGUUUAAUGGCUGGUGCUGACAGAGUUGAAGGAUGUCUUUUCGGUAGUGGUGAAAGAACUGGUAAUGUUGAUUUAGUUACUGUGGCUUUAAACAUGUAUACUCAAGGGGUUUCACCAGAAUUAGAUUUCUCUAAUUUAGAUGAGAUUGUUGAUAUUGUUGAAAAAUGUAACAAAAUCGCUGUUAACCCAAGAGCUCCUUAUGGUGGUUCAUUAGUUGUUUGUGCUUUCAGUGGAUCUCAUCAAGAUGCUAUUAAGAAAGGUUUCACUAAAUCUGAACAAAGACAACAAAAAGAAUGGGCUAUUCCUUACUUACCUUUGGAUCCAAAAGAUAUUGGUAGAAGUUAUGAAGCUGUUAUUAGAGUCAACUCCCAAAGUGGUAAAGGUGGAGCUGCUUGGAUUAUCUUAAAAGCUUUAGGUUUAGACUUACCAAGACAUUUACAAGUUGAAUUUUCAAAUAUUGUUCAAUCAACUGCUGAUUCUUUAGGUAAAGAAUUAAAAUCUGAAGAAAUUGUCAACUUAUUUAAUGAAACUUUCAUGUCAAAUGAAAAUGCUGUUCUUAAAUUGCAAGAAUAUGAUAUCUUCAGAAAUAAAUCUAACGAUGAAAGAGAAAUUAAUGCUGUCUUAACUAUAAAUGACAAAUCAAUCAAUGUUAAAGGUAAGGGUAAUGGUCCAAUUUCAUCAUUUAUCGAUGCUAUAACUUCAAGAUUUGGUACUUACUUUGAAGUUUUAUCAUAUUCUGAACAUAAUAUUGGUUCAGGUACUGAAGGUAAAGCUGCUACUUACAUUCAAUUAAGUUAUAUUAACUCAAAUGGUGAUAAAGUUUCCAAAUGGGGUGUUGGGGUUAAUUCUGAUGUUUCAGAAGCUUCAAUUCAAGCUAUUAUUUCGGUUGUCAAUUCUUUAAUUGAAACCAGGGAAAUUAUUAUUUAG
Messenger RNA from Yamadazyma jaroonii, 1764 nucleotides. The record is from the annotation of a GenBank genome assembly. Lineage: Eukaryota; Fungi; Ascomycota; Pichiomycetes; Serinales; Debaryomycetaceae.